This is a messenger RNA of Lycium ferocissimum, 1739 nucleotides long. Its product is annotated as beta-glucuronosyltransferase GlcAT14A-like. Gene Ontology annotation, molecular function: glucuronosyltransferase activity. Bases 150 to 1439 code for a protein of 429 amino acids. The transcript has 4 exons. Gene Ontology annotation, cellular component: membrane. Lineage: Eukaryota; Viridiplantae; Streptophyta; Magnoliopsida; Solanales; Solanaceae. The record is from RefSeq and is a predicted model, not a curated record.
UUUGAAUAAGCAAUAUAUCAGAUUAAUCACCAAAUCACAGACAUAUAAAACAGUGUCACUUAUGACUGACAACACCAAAAUAAAAACAACCUGAACAGAGACAUAUAUAACCAUAUUUGAUUUCAAGAAUCUGUAAAUCACAAGGAAAAAUGCACCACCACCAUCCUCCACCGACAUCCACCACCAAAACAAGAAUCUCAACACCCUUUAUCAUUCUUGCCAUAACUAUCUUCUCACUUCUCCUUAUUCUUUCCUUUUCCUUCACUUCUACCCCCCAACCACCCCACCCCACCCACCCCCACGCUUCCCUUUUUCCAAAUCACCAACCCCAUCGUCUCCUUUUUCAUCACAACCCCACUAACCCAAAUGACCAAAAUACCCUCUUACCCACCCCCCCAUCCAUAGCUUACCUCAUAUCUGGAUCCACUAAAGACACUGCAAGAAUCAUCCGUUUGCUCUUUGCAGUAUACCAUCCAAGAAACCAAUAUCUACUUCAUCUUGAUAGAAAAGCUUCUCAAUAUGAAAGGGACAAUCUUGCACUUUAUGUUCAAUCUGUGCCACUUUUUAAAGCUGCCCAAAAUGUUAAUUUUAUUGGUAAAGCUGAUUUUGUUUAUCCUAUUGGUUCUUCUGGUUUGUCUGCUACUCUUCAUGGAGCUUCCAUUCUUCUAAGAGUUUCUGAUCAUUGGGAUUGGUUUAUUAAUCUUAAUGCUGCUGAUUAUCCACUUGUUACUCAAGAUGAUCUUCUACACAUUCUGUCAUAUAUGCCUAAGGAUCUUAAUUUUGUCAACCACACAAGCUACAUAGGGUGGAGAGAGUCACGGAAGUUAAAACCAAUAGUUGUUGAUCCUGGGCUAUAUCUUGCAGAGGAAGAUGAGGUAUUUUAUGCAACUCAGAAAAGGGAACUGCCUGAUGCUUAUCAAUUAUUCUCAGGUUCUUCAUCUACUAUUUUGAGUCGGAAGUUCAUCGAGUUCUGCAUCUUAGGCACAGAUAACCUUCCCAGGACUCUGCUAAUGUACUUGUCAAAUUCACCGUCCUCAGCGUCUGUUUACUUCCCUACCAUCCUGUGCAAUUCGCGGAAAUUCAAUAGAACAACAAUUAACCACAACAUGAAAUAUGCUUCAAUUAACUCGAAACAAGAAGCCCGUCUACUCAAUUCCAAUGACUUCAAUGACUUGGUGAUGAGUGGAGCAGCAUUUGCCGCACCAUUCAAGGCAAACGAUCCGAUUCUUGACCAGAUCGACCGUCAACUUCUCCACCACGAGCACAAUAAACCGGUGCCUGGUGGUUGGUGUUUAGGUGACAAUGAAACUGAGAAAUGUACUCACUGGGGAGAUGCUGAAGUUCUAAGACCAGGUCCAGGAUCAAAGAGGCUGGAAAAAAGUUUUGUUCGGAUUUUCACUAGUGGUACAUUUCGUUCUACUCGAUGUGUCUAUGAAUAGAGCUUUCUCAAGAUGAGAACAUACAGAAGAGAAACAGUCGAAUUUUUUUCUUUUUGCCUGAGAUUCGAAAAGUAUCACACGAGCAAAAAUAUACAGCAGACCAAGUGCCUCAUGUAGUUCUUUGAAUUUUGAUAGAGAGCUGAGUGUUGUAUAUUGAGUUUUUUUAAGGUGAGGUUGUAUAUUGGACUGGCUAGCUACUACUGAGGCAAUGGAAAUCAUUUCACACAAAUUUCUUCACAUCAUAGAAUGGAAGUCUUUGCCUUGUUAUAGAACAUCUAUGUUAUCUAGUUUCCUCACACA